CCUCAUUGUAUUGUCCAACCAUGCCCACACUGGAUGUGAGCGAGUUAAAUGUGGUCCUGGGCGUGCUAGGGGCAUUUAUGCUAUUGUAUGGACUCAUCUCCAUCAAGAUCAAGAAUGUCUGGUACCUAGGAGAGGCAUUACCCGCGGUUCUGAUCGGGAUCGUUCUUGGACCGGUGGCUGCCAAAUUUCUCGACGCGACGCGAUGGGGUUCCGCGAUGAAAGACCAACAGGAAGCCAUAACCCUAGGUAUAUGCCGUGUUGUGAUUGGUGUCCAACUGGUCAUUGCGGGAUAUCAACUGCCUGCCAAGUAUCAGCGCAAACGCUGGAAGGAGAUGUUUAUCUGCUUGAUUCCGAACAUGACUCUGAUGUGGUUGUGUACCUCGGGGUGCAUUCUAGCCACCAUCCCGAAUCUGUCGUUCAUCUCUGCGCUAAUCAUCGGUUCCUGCGUCACCUGCACCGACCCAAUUCUGUCCCAAGCUAUCGCCAAAGGCCCAUUUGCAGAUAAAUACGUGGCGCGAGAUCUUCGAGAAAUCAUCUCAUCGGAGGCCGGAUUUAACGAUGGAUUUGGGUUUCCCUUCCUGAUGCUGGCAACGUAUCUCAUGCGACAUGCCGGAAAGGCAAACUCGGGGCUUGUCGAGAGAUCAGGCGACAUAGGCCGUCAAGGAGGGGGCGUGGGAAAGGCCCUGGAGAUGUGGGUGAUUGAAACAUGGCUAUACUACGUGGCCAUGGGGGUUGUGUACGGGGCAGUGGUAGGUUAUGCCAGUCUGCACGGUUUAAGGUUUGCAUUGCGACGCAAAUGGAUUGAUAGUGAGAGCUACCUCCUCUUUCCCACGGCCCUGGGGCUCUUCCUACUGGGGACAUGCGGCUGCAUCGGCACAAACGACCUCCUGGCUUGCUUCGCUGCCGGAGGAGCCCUGAACUGGGAUGGGAAAUAUCUUGCCGAGACAGAGGCGCGCCAUGAUGAGGUCAAUGCCUGCAUCGAUGUCCUCCUCAAUAUAGGCGGGUUCAUGUACAUCGGCUCCAUUUUCCCCUGGAACGAGUUCCACCAGCCAGUUGAGACGGGAAUCACUUACUGGCGCCUGAUACUCCUGGGACUUCUCGUGCUGCUCUUUCGACGGAUCCCAAGUGUUAUGCUCUUGUAUCGGUUGAUGCCACGGGUGUGUAAGAACUGGAGGGAGGCGCUAUUCAUGGGGUACUUUGGGCCCAUCGGUAUAAGCAUCCAGCUAAUAACCUCAGGGAUUGGAGCUGUCUUUUACGUCGAACAUGCGCGCCAUCUCUUCCCAGAAUUAGGACAUGGUGACCCUGAAGAGACUCGUCUCGUCCAGGCGUUAGGUCCAAUCGUCUACUGGCUGGUCCUCUUCUCCAUAGUGGUCCACGGCCUAUCUAUCCCUGCCCUUAAUCUUAUCUACAAAGUCACCGGCACACCUGCCGUGGUGGAUCCCUCUGGACCUGCCGAGGUCCGUCCCCUGUCGGCAAAUAUGGCAUUGCCCAAGAACAGCUAUCUCCACUCUAGACGGCGGUCCGUAUUGCUGUACAAUCGAUUCUCGCGGUCGAACUUCCCGGAAGGUUUCGGAUGGGGUGGUGAUGGUCACCCGCGGGAGCCACCGACAUUUCACUUGCAGAGCGAACGUCGAUAUCUGUGUCAAUGA
Molecule: messenger RNA, 1649 nt
Organism: Aspergillus pseudotamarii
Lineage: Eukaryota; Fungi; Ascomycota; Eurotiomycetes; Eurotiales; Aspergillaceae
Product: Na(+)/H(+) antiporter 1
Exons: 10
Coding region: 21-1649 (542 amino acids)
Biological process (GO): regulation of membrane potential; proton export across plasma membrane; sodium ion export across plasma membrane
Cellular component (GO): plasma membrane
Molecular function (GO): sodium:proton antiporter activity
Source: RefSeq, a predicted model, not a curated record